UGUGUUGUGACUGUCAGGAUGAAAGAUUUGCUGUGUGACAAACGACUAACGUAUACAAAGACCAAAUAUAGCGAAAAUAAGACAAACGUAGUUGUUUAUUGUUCCUGUUAGCACCAUAUCGCCAGCUGGUUGGGGUUAAAGCUGGUCAGAGAUCAGCUACGAUGUCUCUGCCUCCAGAGAAAGCCUCCGAGCUGAAGCAAAUCAUUCACAACCAUCUGCUCAAGAUGGAUAUCCAUGGGAAGAUCCGAGAGGUGCUGGCUGAGACUGUGAGGGAUGAUCAAGGCCCAGCACAUCGAUCUCUGUCGGAGGCAGAUUUUCUCCGUGCUUUGCAGUGCAGGGGUAUCAUAGACGAUGUGAUGAAGGACCUACACUUCACCCAGGGAGCAGCCACAGACGCAGAAACAGGAUCUCCUCCAAAGCCUGCUACUCACUUUGUUGACAAAGAUAUUACUCAUCUGAAGAAAUCCAAUAUUGACCCAUCGAGGCGGUGCCUGUAUCUGCAAGUGCUCGGAGGUAAGGCCUUUCUGGAGCACCUCCAGGAGCCAGAGCCUUUACCUGGUCAGGUGUGCUCCACGUUCACACUCUACUUGCACUUCCGCAACCAGAGGUUUCGCUCAAAGCCAGUGCCCUGUGCCUGUGAACCCAACCUGGAGGAGGGCUUCCUCUUAGAGAUUCACAAAGAUGGCAUAGGAGAGGGCAGUAAAAUGGCAGAUGCAACCACCAUGCUGUCCAUGUGUGACCCGGUUCACUUGGUCCUGAUCAAGACGGACACCUCCAGUGAGACGACGCUGGUGUCAUCCUACUUCCUGGACUGGAGGACAGUCCUCAGCUCGCCUAGUGGAAAGACCUGCUUUGCUGUAGAGCUGAUGGGAGUUGGAAGUGAGUGUAAAGUCCCAGCAGGUGUUUUGACAGUCAGCCUGGAGCUGUACCCUCCUCUCACAGAGACUCUGAGCAGUGACAUCAUCAGCACACAGCAAUCACUGGAGAGGCAGAGGACGGCAGAGAAGGAGAGGCUCUUCUUGGUUUAUGCCAAACAGUGGUGGAGGGAAUUCCUGGAGAUCCGACCGUCACAUCAGUCCAAAAUGGUCAAGAUAUUUGCUCAGGAUGAGAAUGGCAUCAGCAGACCAGUGUGUUCCUAUGUGCGUGUCCUCCGGGCGGGCCGGCUGCUGGAGAGUCCUCGCCAGGCGGCCCGCUUCGUCAGCCUGCUGGCCCACGAGAAGGCCCCGGUGGUGGGAGGAGGAGGAAGCAAGCAGGAGCAGUGGUGCACUUUAAUGGCUUUCCUGUGCAGAGGGAAGGGAGACUGUGAAGACCACGCCACCCUGCUGUGCAGCCUCCUGCUGGGCUUUGGCCUGGAUGCAUAUGUGUGUGUGGGCACCAAAGCCAAGGGAGUGCCACACACCUGGGUCCUGACCCGCGGCACUGAUGGGAGCAUUACAUUCUGGGAGAGCCUGGCUGCACACAGAUACCUCCACAAGGCCAUAGACCCGGAUGCCCCGCCCCUGGCCCCCCAGCCCAAACACUCGUCCCCCUACCGCACUGUGGGCUGCGUCUUCAACCACCAGACCUUCUUGGCCAACUGCCAGCCAUCCGAUGCUGUGGAGAUUUGUGUCUUUGACUUCCAGAAUCAGUCUCGGUGGAAGGCGAUGAGUGAAGAGGCUCUGAAGUCUGUGUGUGCCCCAGGCUCUAUCACCUCUUUGCCCCUUCUGCCUCCGCUCUGUGCCCCAUCUCUGGAUCCUGCUGCGUCCAGCAACCAGCUGGAGCUGGAGAUGCGCUACCUGGUUUCUGAGCACAGGAAGGAUCUGGAUCUGGCAACAGUCUGGGACGACCACUUGUCCUACCUGCUCUCCUCCGCCUUAUCAGCCUAUGAGCUGGAGCGCUGCACCGGGGUGUCCUGUGGCAACGAGGAGUUCCAGGACGCAGUGAGGAGGGCAGUGCCAGACGGACACACCUUCAAGGGCUUCCCCAUACACUUCUUACACCGCAGUGCUCGCAGAGCCUUUGCCACCUGCCUCAGGUGACCUGUGAAGAUUGAUCGCAGCAUUGAUGCCUGGUUCUUCUUCUGCUGAUCAAUGUGUUGUAAUGUUGAACAGUCAGUGAGAAAGGUCAGAGGUGGAGGAUCGCUGUCAAUGAGAACUGACAGAGAUGAAAAACAUCUUCUCUUCUCUUCUGUGUCUCUUUUAAAUUUUUGUUUUAUUUAACUUGUCUCUUUUUCUUUUAAAUUUAUUUUCCAUUUUUCAUAAAAGACAAAGAAUCAAAGUGCCCCGUUGAAACAAACCUAACAUGAAAAAUUAACACAUUAUUACAGCAGUGACUCAAAACAUUUCACUCAACUCAAAAAGGCAGGAAUCUUUAGAAUUACAGACUUUUACUUCAUGUCCACAGACUCUGUCUCCCUUCAUGACUGCACAGUAAAACAUAUUGUGUGAUGCCGAGCUUCAUCCCUGGGUAGUUAUCUUCCAUUACUAUGUAAUGAUAUUCAUGAGCUGGGCCCAGCAUACAGCUGUGUGAGUGUUGUAUGUGUUUCAUGCUAUAGAUCCAGCCAGCGUCUCCUCAGGGGUAUUUGGCUGAGGCCUAAUGACCGAGGCCGAGCUAAUCCCCCGGAGGAACACACACUCCACUCUCCUUUGUAGGGGGAAAAGGCUCUGAUGAGGCCUUUGAAGGAAUGCCACACUGGUGUCUCACUGUAUGUUGCCUUUGGCUCACCUUUAUCCCACACACACACACACACACACACCUACACACACGGCCUGCCCUGCAGACAUACGCAUAUAUAGAAAUGCACACAAAUAUGGGGGUGAAAAUCUCUCUGUCCCUCUCUCUGUAUUUGCAUCUACACACACUCACAGAUAAACACACGCACAAACACAGUGGGGCCCUCACAGUAGGGGCCGCAGUAAUAGGCACCCUGCCAUCUGGAGACCCUGUCCAGGGGGCUGUAAACAAUAGAGUGCACUCAAUAUGGCAGAUCAUCAGUGUACAUGAAUAUGUGUGUGUGUGUGUGUGUGGUUAAUAUAACAGGGGACAUCAUCGGAUAUUCCCCACCUAAACCAAUGUUUCUUCACCCCCUGCAUCCACCCUGAGGCUGUUAGGUGCUGCUGCUCUUAAUGGGACGAUAGGCACAUACAUUCUGAAUAAUGUAAAAACUCAUUUAUUCAAUACUGAAAAGCUGGAAAAUGUGUGUGUGUGUGUGUGUGUGUGUGUGUGUGUGUGUGUGUGCGUGUGUGUGCGUGUGUGUGUGACCAUGUGCUUGUCUUUCUGUGUGCAUGUACAAUAUGUGCUGAUGACGAAGUUUUUCACCUUUUCGACUUUUUAAAUUUAGACUGGAGCAUCUUUUAAUUCCUGCCUUCGUUUAUUUUUACUGUCUUUGUUUCUUAUUGUUGUUAAUAUGGAUUCACAUCAGAGUGCUGCAUUUGCUACCAUGGUAGCCACUAAUUAUAACAAAGGAAGCCUAUUGCAGUAGAGCAAUAUAGAAGAGACUUAAUCAGUUCUACAUGGAAAAACAACAGCAUCUCUGCUACUGUUUAAUUGUACUGUAACAUAUCAUAACUGUAAUAAUUUCUGUGAUUGAAAUGUCAUAUUUUCAUAUUUUCCAGAAUACAUAAACACAGUAUUUCACAUGCUUAUUUUCUUAUUAAACCUUAUGUUCAAUUUUCCAAAUUAUACAUUCAACUGUACAAUCCCAUGGUCACGCCUGUUCUCUGCCAGGCCUCGACAUUGUCCCACAUAUUCAAAAACAGCAGCGUCUCUUUGUAACAUCAGAAUCAAAGCAGGAUCUUUCAGUGAUUUUUCUUUAAGGCGCUGAAUACUAAUAACCAUUUAUACUUUGUCCCUGUUCCAUAUAUGAAAAAUAAUUGUCAUAACCAAAUCCCCCCUUCCCUCGAGCCUUUUAUGAAAAUCAGAUCUGGAGAGCGCCUAAUUAGGCGUGAUUCACGGUAAAGGAAGAGGAAAGAGAGGAAUGUGAAUAAAUUGAGAGCAGGAGGAGGAGAGAAAGGAGCGACAGACUGGUGAUUAAUGUGAAGGCUGUGAUGCACGUCAAUGGGGAGACAAAUGAAAGGAUGGGGAGAGGCUUUCUUUGAAAAGGGAGAGAGGACACAAUAUAGCCAAAUUUGAGCCCAUGAAAUACAGCUAAACCCAUAUGCACCGUUAUCACUAAGAUUAAGAAACUGUAAUAUUUGCUACUGUGCAUUUCUUUUUCAUUUGAUAUGAGCCGUAUUAUCUUAAGUAUUUGAGUAGAUUAUUUGGGGAAUCUUCUUCAUCUUUUUGGCUUGUGACCUAUUGUCACUGCUUGAAUAUGUCAAUGCAUUAUAGUCUGGUCAACCAAAGUGCAUUUCUUUUUAUGUUUCAUUUUUAGAAGCCUGGAAAUGUGACAUUUCCCAGUAAUUGUGAGGUAUAAAAGCAACAACUAGUGGAGCAUUAAAUAAUUCAGAUUUUGAUAAACAUAAAUCUUUUUUCUUCUUUUAUUAUCUUGUUAACUGUUUCAUGAAAACCCACGUUUAUCUAAGGUUGGGAGCCACUUUUCUAAACCACAGGAUGAAGAUUUGCAAAAUCACAUCCUGUGUGUGAGGGCACAGAUUCUGGGACUGGCUUUUUCUUGCCCCGUCUGAACCCCGUUGAAUCCGAGUCAUCCAGUAACCAAGCUGCCGUAUCAACUGAGGGGAACGACUGGCUGACUGGCUAUAGCUUGCUGGCUAUAGCUUGCUGGCUGGCUGCAGCUCCUUCAGUAAUCAGCAGCCCUGCUCUGGUCUGGCUGCAGCACUAAUUGAUGGAAGAUAUGCAGGAGUCCUUUCCCCCCACCCGCUAAUGGGAGUCUCUCUCUGUCUGUGUCUGAUUCGCCUCAUUAUAAAGCACCGAGUGUGGGAAGGUCAAGGAAAAUGUUCACAUUUCACACAGGUACCUGAACUCGUGAAUAGCCUUAAAAUGGAAAUCAGAAGCUUCUAAUGUAAUGUUUUUAAACCAUUUUAGGGCAGAAAUGUUCUGGUGAAAUUGACAGUUACACAGAUCAUCAUCUUAUUUCUGUUUGCAUGUAUUUUCAGUGUUAUUUUUGGAGCCCAGUGAAAAUGAGGCAAGAACAUAAAGAAGGAGUGAGAGAGAUGAAAAAGAUAUUUGUCAAGAUUUGUCUAAGCAUUUAGUGUAGGAAAUAAAUACACGUUGUAAUAAAAUAUGCCUUCAUAUGAUAAGUCAUAUCUGUUGAUGAUUGUAGAAACUGGUGAUUAAUAAUUCUUAUAUCUGCUUACAACUACAUUAUAUUGUAUUAUAAACCAUUUGUUAAAUGGUUAUUGUGCUAAUAAAUGCUAGUGACAAUGAACUGAGUGUAUUUUUCAGCUGAGUGUUGUGUUUAUUAAAUUAAAU
This is a messenger RNA of Seriola aureovittata, 5349 nucleotides long. It is a transcript of the gene cep76, whose product is annotated as centrosomal protein 76. The transcript is spliced from 13 exons. Bases 162 to 2018 code for a protein of 618 amino acids. The record is from RefSeq and is a predicted model, not a curated record. NCBI's taxonomy places the organism in Eukaryota, Metazoa, Chordata, Actinopteri, Carangiformes, Carangidae.